Molecule: messenger RNA, 1371 nt
Organism: Glarea lozoyensis ATCC 20868
Lineage: Eukaryota; Fungi; Ascomycota; Leotiomycetes; Helotiales; Helotiaceae
Exons: 1
Coding region: 1-1371 (456 amino acids)
Source: RefSeq, a predicted model, not a curated record
AUGUCUGGACACGGUAAACACAGGAAAAGCCAUAGAGAACAUCGCAGCAGCAGAACAAGCGGUGGCCAUCGAAGUCAUGGGCAUCAUGGUCAAUCAUCGUCAUCCAGAGCGUGCGAGAGUCAUGAAUCUUCCAGAGACCAAGCAUCGUACGGUACUCAAGAGUCCUCCAGCACUUAUCCACCACAUGUUACUCAAACCUCCGUGGAGUUGACAGAUGAAGAUGCACCUGGAGACUCUGAUCCUGACUACGAUACUGCUACAGGACAAUGGAAGUCGAUUCCAUAUCAGACGAGUACUUCCAAUCCAACGCAAUAUUCGACUGUCUCCUCUAUGCAACAAACAAGGACAUAUGAACUUCAUGACGAGGACGCGGAGGGUGAAGAUGAUCCGGAUUACUAUCUAGAACAGCCAAGUAGUCAAUCUUAUCCCGCACAAACAACUGCUUCUACGUAUAGCGGAGGCGGGACUGCUAGUCAAUCCAGUGCUUCCGGUCAGGCAUCUUACACACCUUAUGCUUCUGGUAGUGGUAGCAAUACCAGUCACCCCAGUACUUUAGGACAGACAUCUCAUACAACUUACCAAGCAACAGCUGCAGCACCACCACUACGAAAUGUUGCUUUCAGCACUUAUAAUCUCCCUGCUGGGAUGUCUUCGGGUUAUAGCCAAUCACGUACUCCAGCCCAGGCUUCUUCUUCGUCUGGCUAUUACCCACAGCAAGAUACGAAUAUGGAUUACGGUCAAUCGAGCGCUCUGGGCCCGCAAUCUGCGACGUCUGGUAAUUUUGGUGGCCGUGGACCGGAUGAUGAUAUGACUGCUUCUCAGGGUCAGGGAAGCUGGGCUACUGCUAGUAUUCAAACAGGUAGUUCAGUUCCAGGCUUUUCACAAGCUGGGUGUGGCAGUAACGCAGGUCAGGAAACUAGUUAUACUCCAAGUCAAGCUGCCGACACGACCACAACGCAGCCAAGCAGCUCUUUACACCCAGCCCCAGUCCCCGACUACAGCGCACCCCCCGACUACAGCUACAAAGACGCCUGGGAAGAAAUCCAAUGGCCGAACACGGGAGUCCUACGAUGCCCCCUCGAAGGGUGCAAUUCGCAGUACGGCUCUCCCUUCGAAGCACUCGGCGAGCAAGGCAUGUUAUUGCACUUCCGACAGAUCCACGGUCUUGAUUCCAAAAAUUGGGUGCGUAAAGUCACAUGCAGUGUUCCGCAUCGUUGUAAGAGGUACUGGUAUUUCCAGUGGUCGCGUGUCGAACAUGAGAGGGGCAGGGCACAUCUGGAUAAUGUGGUGAAGGAGGAAAAAGGUAUGCCGCUUAGAAGGGGGAUCGCGAAGGCGACUUCGCGGAUUGAUCGUGAGAGGAAGAGGCGCUGA